UAAUAGUUUACAUUAUACAGAGUAAUAACUUUUUAAUGAUAUCUGUUAGUAAUGGGUGGAAGCCAGGGUACUCAUGGCAGCUCGAGGUUAGGAGAUCACAUUUUAAGGGAUGGACAGGGAAAGGAUUGGGCCAAAGGUUUCACUGCUGCUCAUCCGGAUAUACGACAUUUAAAUGUUUCUUUUACUCAACAACUGCAUGAUCGCACAAGUAAAGUCGUAAUUGUUUGUAAAUCUGUGAUGUACGGAUUCUUUGAAGUUAUUGAAACUGUUAGUAAAGUAGAAAUACUCAAAGAACCUGAGAGGGUUUAGGCAGUUAGUUGUGGACUUGCGGAGAAUUUUGAAAACUAAAAAAAAAUCAGAAUGCAAAAAGAUCAUAAAAACAUAAACAGGAGGUACACUUUAAAAGAAAACGAGGGUCGAUAAACUCUUCCCUUGCAUCGAAAUCUUCAUCGAAAAGCUAACGGCUUCUGACAACCAUGACCUCAAACGAUCAUGCAAUAACAAAACAAACAAAAGUAUUCCAAAAAAAUCUCAUCUGACCUCGCAACAGUAAGUUUUGCCGAAUCACCUCCAAUCAGUGUCAGCCCGUCGUCGGUCGCCGCGUGAGACGAUGUAUCUGCAGCAUUGCACCACGAUGCACUUGGGAGAAAAUUUCCUCGUCAGGAACUGGUCCCUUCAAACAGGUUUUCGUUUUCGGGUGCGUUCUAUAUUUUGGGCAGCCCUUCUCUUGCCGGCUUUUUUUUUGGUUAUUUUCCGUAACCGCACAGUAUCCUCCAGCAUCCGAGAGAAAGCAUAAAAAGGCAUGUUAUUGCCGAAAUUUAAUUGAAACGCAUUCGCAAAGUGCACGCGACACAGUUCGGAAGUGUUUUGAGAAAUUCGGUGUCCUUGCUCUCGCGGGAAGAUGGGAAUCGGGAAAAUUGAACUAUACUUAGUGAUUGUGGUUUUUGUUGGGGUGUUAAUAAGAGUUGAGAGCGUGCAGCAGAGGAAUGAUGGAUUUCAAAGUGCAGAAAAUUCGAUGGUUUCAGGUAGUGAAAUAAGUUCUACAGAUGAAAAUUUAACAGGUACGGAGAUACCUGUUGAAAUUAAUUCAGGAAGUGAAGGUGAAAACUUGGUCAUCCCAGCGGAGGUUGCAGCUUUGGAAUCAUUUCAUCAAGCUCUGAAUAAUAUUGUAAACUCUAGUACACCAUCAUCAACAGUGGAUGUUUCCCCACCACAGAGUUUGUUGCAACAACUUGGAAUUCUUGGACCUGUUCCAGCGGAAGCACAGCCAAUACCCUAUAGAACAUCAAGAACCUCAUCUGUUAGCACUUUACAAAGUGAGUCAGCUCCAGCACCAGAAUCACGUCAAAAUGUGUUCCAAAUUGUAGGAACACAAUUAGCCAACGUCUUUGAGAGCAACGGUGGUCAACAAUUUCAAAACGUAACUUCACAGAUAGCGGGAGGAUUUACAAAUGCAACCAGCGUCCUCACUGGGUCUAGCAACAGUGGUAUUGGCUCAGGAAUUCAAAGUCAGCUGCAACAAUUAAUCAAUAGUAUUGCACCCACUGCCAAUCAAUCGGACACCCCUUCACCAGGUAUUGCUCAGGACAGCAUAUUUCAACAAAUAGGAUCUCAGAUUACCAACGUUGUGAAUGGAACCUCUGCGAUCAAUCCUUUACAACCCGUUGCUUCACAACUUGGAACCAUAGGAAAUCAAUUCACAGGAGCGAUCCCGAAUGCAACCAAUCUUAUAACAGGAACGAAUAGCGCAGAUAUUCAGAAUCAGCUACAGCAGCUGAUCAAUAGCUUAGAUCCCACUCAAACUAAACCGCCCAAUCAGCAAUCAGACAGUCCACCUCCAAACGUUUCGCAGGAUUCCUUCUUUCAACAGCUGGGGUCACAGUUUACCAAUUUAUUUGGAGUCAACAACAACAACAGUUCUGCAUCGAAUCCACUGGGAAGUAUCGCAUCACAAUACCAAAAUGUUAGCUCAAUAAUCACUGGAAGUAUCGCCAACGUCUCUAAUGUAAUAACUGGAUCUAGCAACAGCGCUAAUAGUACCGAUCCUCUAGGGGCUUGGACUUCACAGUUUCAAAAUGUGGGAACGCAAAUCACUGGAGGUAUCACGAAUGUUACCAAUGCUUUUACGGGAUCCAACUCCGACAAUAGUUCAUCGUUCCUGGCAUCUCUGCAAAAUCAACUCCUGAGUUUGCUGGGGAACACAACAUCUAGCAGUCCUUCAUCGAGCAACAGCACGGAUAGUGGUUCGUCUACCGACAAUUCCGCCUCGACCACCACCGCCACCAACAAUGAAACAACAACCGAAGCCAGCAGUUCAUCACAGGCCAACGAUCCAAUCUAUUCAGGAUUCUUCAAUCCAUUUGGCAACAACGGUGCAAAUCAAUCAUCGAGUUCGUCCCCUUUCAGUCAAAUUCAAAACGUUGGAUCACAGAUCAUGACUGGUUUCUCAAAUGCAACAUCUGGAUUGCUUCCCAACGGACUACCCAAUACAACUGCAGAACUUCAAAACCUUAUAAACCAGCUCAGUCCGUCGUCGGUGUCUCAAACCUCGAACCAAGUCGUGGAUGCCCUGAAGCCUAGUUCAAUUCAAGGUCAGCUCCAAGGAAUCGGAUCACAACUGGAAGCAAACAUUCCAACCGUUUCCAACGAUGUAGGAUUACUGAACAACUUGGUGCCAAGCAUUCUAAACUGGAACAGUGUCAGUGAUCUUCUUCUUCCAUCGAGUUUGCUAACGACCUCCAAUAAUAAUCUGAACCCGCUUCCUCUUCCGUUACUUUGCCCGGUUUGUACUCCCGUUUGCGGCAAGACCAAUCCAAGGACUCGUGUGGCUGGAGGUGUGGAAUUGACUCCUACAAACAAAUAUCCGUGGACUGCUCGUAUAAUGUACUUUGGAACGGAUGUCGGUCAAGGAACACUGAUCAACGAUCGAGCUGUGGUCACAACUGCAACCAUCAUUAAGAACAUUCCCAUUUACACAGCUGUAACAGUCCUGUUCAACGUUUUCGAUAAAACAUCCACCACAGAGCAACGGCUGGAAAGAAGAGCGGCAAACGUGUACACGCCCCUCCUAUUCAACACCGCCAAUAUCUACGAUUACAACAUCGGCAUAAUUCAACUGGCCACUCCGGUAACCUUUACCACCAACUUCAUGCCGAUUUGUCUGCCAAAGUAUUACGAUUCAAUCGGGGGCACCAGUGGAAGCCUGGUCGGGUGGGGCUCGCAAACCCCCACGGGAGCAGGAUCGAACAAACCACGAGAGGUUUCCAUCCCAAUGUACACCGACCGGGAAUGUCAACUGUCGAACUCACGGCUGACAAAGAACAAUCUGUGCGGAGGAGUGGCCAAACCAGCAGCAGACGCAGCCCUCAAGGCUACCUGCAAGGGUGACGAUGGAGCAGCUCUGAUGUACCCGUCGCGUACCGACGCCACGGUUCUAACGCUGCUGGGCAUAGCCAUUGAUGUCCCGAACCAGGGCUGUGGAGAAUUCAAUCAGUUUUCGGUGUUUACGAAGGUGUACAAUAACCUUGAUUUCAUUGUUUUGUACGGUACUGGUUGCGGUUGUUAGGGGAGUCGAUUCCGAUAACCGUUACGAAUAAAACACAAAAUGAUUCAAUCUGGAAAUCGAUGAGCUCAAUAAAAACAACUUAAAACUUUGUGUUAAAAAUAACGAGGUUUGAACAUGUACAAAAAGAACUGCAUGCAUAGUCCGUUAUAUUUUCGGAAGAUCGGAAUCAUAGUAUGCUAUAUAACGGUUGUUCGCUGCACAGCCCACUGUUGUUAACUCAGGCACCACAAUGCAUCCAACGGGCGAUGCAUCAGGUUUUGAAAGGGUUUUCACUGAAGAGCUUAAAAAUGUUCGUUUCAUAAAAUUACUAUAAAAAUAAUCAAAGAUUGUCUUGGUGAUCGCAACGUUUACGCAGACAAAUAUUUAAGGCGUUUAGUGAAUUCCUUUUUUAACUUUUUUAACUGGAGCACCCACCUUCUUGUGUUUUUCUGCCAAAAAAUAAAAUAAUAAUA
Molecule: messenger RNA, 4017 nt
Organism: Aedes albopictus (Asian tiger mosquito)
Lineage: Eukaryota; Metazoa; Arthropoda; Insecta; Diptera; Culicidae
Product: mucin-17-like
Exons: 2
Coding region: 902-3565 (887 amino acids)
Biological process (GO): proteolysis
Molecular function (GO): serine-type endopeptidase activity
Source: RefSeq, a predicted model, not a curated record